Molecule: messenger RNA, 1179 nt
Organism: Eurypyga helias (sunbittern)
Lineage: Eukaryota; Metazoa; Chordata; Aves; Eurypygiformes; Eurypygidae
Gene: NPNT
Product: nephronectin
Exons: 7
Cellular component (GO): membrane
Molecular function (GO): calcium ion binding
Source: RefSeq, a predicted model, not a curated record
AUCUGAAUGAGUGUGGACUGAAGCCGCGGCCGUGCAAGCACCGCUGUAUGAACACCUACGGCAGCUACAAGUGCUACUGCCUCAACGGCUACAUGCUGAUGCCAGACGGAACGUGCUCAAGUGCCCUUUCUUGCUCGCUGGCAAACUGUCAGUAUGGCUGCGAUGUGCUGAAGGGGGAGGUGCGCUGCCGCUGCCCUUCCCCGGGACUGCAGCUGGGGCCCGACGGCAGGACGUGCGUAGAUAUCGACGAAUGCGCCACCGGGAGGGUCACCUGCCCCAGAUUUAGGCACUGCGUCAAUACGUUUGGGAGCUACAUUUGCAGGUGUCAGAAGGGCUUCGACCUGAUGUACAUCGGAGGCAAAUACCAGUGCCAUGAUAUAGAUGAAUGCUCCCUCGGCCACCAUCAGUGUGGUAGUUUCUCCCGAUGUUACAAUACACCAGGAUCCUACAAAUGCAAGUGUAAAGAAGGGUACAGAGACAAUGGAACAAACUGCAUCCUUAUUCCCAAAGUUAUGAUUGAACCACCUGGCCCAUAUCCCACACUCAGGGGCAGCAGCACGCUCCCGAAGGGAGGCAGUGGUGUGACCAAUAGGAUUCCUGAUGUUGGAGGCACAAGGCAACCCCUCUGACCUCCAUAUGUUCCUUCUGUUGUUACAGAAAGGCCGGUGACCAGGCCAACAGCUCGUCCUACGCCCGGGCCAACCACUCGACCUACGCCCAGGCCAACGGCUCAACCGACGCCAAAACCAACCACGAGGUAUGUGCCGGUGACAACAAGGACCGUAACGAAGCCAGCGACGAGGCCUCCACCUCCGACACCACCUCAGCCUACAGCGUUAAGACCUACGCUACCCCCACAGAGGCCUCCUCUGGUAACAACUGAAGAGCCUUCCCAUUUUCCUGUUGAAACUACAUCGGCCCAAGGAAUUACAGAUGACAACAGGAUCCAGCUAGAGCCUCAGAAACCCCGAGGAGACGUGUUCAUUCCACGCCAGCCUGGAGUGAGCAACAACCUGUUCGAGAUCCUGGAAAUCGAAAGGGGGAUUACCGCCGAUGAAUUCGAAGCCAACGAUGACCCAGGCGUGCUGCUGCACAGCUGUAAUUUUGACGGCGGGCUGUGCGGCUGGACCGGGGAGAAGGAUGACGACUCGCACUGGGAACCGGUGAGAGACGCGUCAG